Molecule: messenger RNA, 3961 nt
Organism: Rhincodon typus (whale shark)
Lineage: Eukaryota; Metazoa; Chordata; Chondrichthyes; Orectolobiformes; Rhincodontidae
Product: interleukin-10 receptor subunit beta-like
Exons: 9
Coding region: 130-1527 (465 amino acids)
Molecular function (GO): protein binding
Source: RefSeq, a predicted model, not a curated record
GAAGGACCGGGGUUGGAUAGUGUGUGUGUGUGGGGUGGGGACGUCAAGUCUGCUAAAGGACAGCCACCCAGAGAGGAAGCUGAACACAGUCUACCCGAGAGAGAGAGAGAGAGAGACAGCAGCUCAAACAUGAUCUCUCUGAUAUCCAGGAUCUCCGUCUUCGGCUUGUUGUGGGCGCUGGUGUUCGGACAGAUCCCAGAACCAGAAAACCUGCGAAUUGAUUUUGUCGAUUCAAAACGUAUCCUCAAAUGGGAUCCUGUAUUUUAUCGAGGUAAUUUAGUGACAUACUCCAUUCAAAGAACAUUCGAAAGCCAUGACAAUCGAAGUUGGCUGGAUGUGCAGAACUGCAUGCUGACCACUGAAACAAGAUGUAAAUUGUUGAAUGAUAUCAAUGUGGCUUGCAACCUAAGAGUGAGAGCAGAACAUGGAAAUGAAAGAUCAAACUGGGUUGAAGCAGUGGCUGAACCAAAAAAUGUGAGAGUUGAUUCUUUGAAUAAAAAGCAUGUUGUCAAAUGGGAUCCAGAUGUUUACCAACUUGGCCCUGUGACCUAUUCUGUCCAGUACCAAGGAAACUACGAAAGAAUGCACAAUGAAAGUUGGUCAGAAGCACAGAACUGUACACGUAUCACUGAAACGGAUUGUGAUUUGUUGAACAGUUUUGCUUUCUACGCAAAGUAUUAUCUAAGAGUGAGAGCAGAACUUGGAAGUGCAACAUCACCCUGGGUUGAAAUAUUGCCCUUUUAUCCAUAUAAAGACACUGUGAUUGGGCCGCCAUUAGUUGAUGUGCUGUCCGAGGCAGGUGUACUACAUGUCACCAUUGCAGGACCAGUCACUGAAAAUAAACUUCCUCUGAACAAUGAUUAUGAGGAUCUUGCAUACCGUAUAUUUUAUUGGAAAGAGAAUGAAGAUGGAAAUAUGAAAAUGGAUAACAAAUCUGUUACAACAUCAACUGUUUUGCUCAAUCUCCAACCAUGGACCAGAUACUGUUUGAAAGUACAGGCCUAUUCUAAGGCGAGUUCUAAGCAAGGACAGUUCAGUCCUGUGAUUUGCGAAUCUGUCACUGCUAAUACUAAGACAAGAGCUUUGGCAGUGGCACAGGUCCUUUUUAUAGCAUUGCUUGCUGUUUUGGUGGUAACAUUGGGUUGUUUCUUCUUUGUCAUCUAUGCUCGCAAAGCCAUCAAGUACCUAAUGUAUCCUUCCUACAGUCUCCCAGUACACAUUAGAGAGUACUUAACUGAGCCAUCCCAACAACCAAUGCUUGGAACACUGAAUAAAGAAGACCUGCAUGAAGAGCAUUGGGACAAGCUCUCCAUUGUCUCACAAUCUGAAAUUCCUUCGGUAUUACUGAAUUCAACUAAAACUGAUACUUCAAAGUCAGAGAAGGAUAAAACCCCAUCUGGUGGGAAGAUACUUAAUGAAGAAGAUGAUGUGCAAAGCAGUCAAUCAAGUGUAGAUUCUGGACAUUAUUCCAACAAUACGGAAAAUUCUGCCCAUAAAACUCCACAGGGUUCAAGAAGAAACACCUAAAACAUAUCAAUUCAAAGACAAUGUGAAUUUGGUGGACUAACAUUAGCCUUUCCUCUGCCUCCUGAAAUUGACUUUGUGGUUUACUAAGAACUGACGCACUUACUUUCACAGAAGGAAAUGAAACUGAGAAUCUCUGUAUUCAACAUUAUUUUUAGUGCUCAACUACGAGCAUUUGGGAGUUAAUUGGAAAACAUAAAUAACUUCAAGGUACUAACAUUUUAAUUCAUAGGUCUGCUGAGGGAGGUAAACAGCCAAGCCACAAUCUAAUCUAAAAACUCAAAUUGGAAAAUCGAAAUAUUUGUGCCAAAUAUUUCCUACCAUACAGGCAGACUUAAAAGAUUGCCCUCCAAGUUAUUCUUUUUAAAAUUGGAACUGGUAAAAGGAGUUGGUAAAAGCGAGAAUGCCUUCCCUAUUAAGCCAGCACCAGGAUGGACUCCCAGCUGACCCUGUUGUGGGGUGAGGGCAGUGUGAGGUGUCACAUUCUAGGGUUCUCUAUGGCCCAUGAAGGGGCCCGCAGGUGGCAAUGGUACUUCCACCACGCUGCAUGCCCUCCAUAAACGUCUCUUCCACUCGGCAAUCAUAAUCACUGAGGCCCAAGUGGCCCCAGCCUUCCACACACAGCCCUCCGACCUGUCAAACAAGACGUGUCCUCAAGGUUGCUGGCCAUGGAUGUAUCCUCAUCGUCCAGGCGAAGUACCAGCUGUGACCACUAUAAGUGAUGGUGCUGCUGAGCUGCUGGCCCUCUGAUUGGGACCUUCAUGUGGAGGCAGGCCUGGCAGGAGGAGCCACUAAAUUGGCCUCCACCAGAAGAGUGGGGUUAUCCGCUUGCCUCCUACUUUUGACCCUGAAGGCAGAUCAUGUCCCACUUCCGCAAAACCUGAACCUUCCUUUCCACAUCUCUCUAAGGCACUGUCUGAGCAGGAAGCCUCCUGAGGCCAUUCCCACCGAGUUACUUUAUUUUCAGUGACAGCACUGUGGGUGUACCUGCACCAAGUGGAUUGUAGCAGUUUCAUAAAGGCAGCUCACCGUUAUCUUCUCAAGGGCAGCAAUGGAUGGGUGAUAAAUAAUGGCCCAGCCAACAAUGCCCACAUUCCCAUGAUUAAAUAAAACAAAAACUAAAGUAUGAGUUGGAAGGUUGAAACAUCAAGAUGUUGUCAAGUCCAAGGUUUGUUUAUCUCAGUGAACAGACCCCAUGGAAUAUGUUUUUCUAAAACAACUUGGUUCCCCUUUCAAUGAUAGUCUUUCUGUAUUGUGAAUUGACGGGUUAAGCUGACCUCCUAGCCUUCUCUCAAAGUUGGUGUGUGGGUAACAGAUAUGGUAAGCAGGAUAAAACAUGAAUGACAUCACCCUGAUCUCCUGUUCCAUUGGGGCUAGGAACCAGGUCUCCACUUAGUAUUAAUCCUGCUGUUGUGGGUUGGCAAUGUGAAUUUGCCCUGUGCAAAGAACAAGUGUCCUUUUACCUCAGAUAUUGCACAGCAUUGCUAUUAAGGAAACCAUAGCAUAGCAGUUGUGUUACUGAACUAGCAGUCAGGAGGCAUAAGUUCAAAUGGCAUUUGGCAACUAAAUUCUGUUGAUGAGGAGACUUGGAAUAAGAAAACUCAUCUGCAAUGGUAAUUGGUGGGCGGUAUAAAAACCAGACUGAUUUAUUCGUGUCCUUUAGGGAGGAAAAUCUGCUAUACAGUUUAAUCUGUAUGUGGAACAAUACCUAUAACAGUGUGAUUAACCUGUAACUGCCCUGUUUUGACUGAACAAACCUCCCAGAUAUUGACAAUAGUAUAUAUUGGUAACACAUACACUUGAUUUAAUGAAAGAAAACUCACUUUAUAAAAUUGACAUGAAUCCUUGAUUGCCUACAUUAUAGUGUAAAACAAUAGAAUAUUUUGACUAUUGUAUUUAUAGUUAGGUCAAUUAAAGAAUGAAUAUUCAGUAAAGAAUUAGGUAACAUUUCUUUGGAGAGAAAUUUCGACUGCUCUUAAACUUUAUAAUGUCUAUAAAAUGCUUUUUGCAAAGUGUACUAGUUUACAGGCUUCACUUUCCACAGCCAUUGUCUUUUCAUUUUAAUAUCAAAUUUGGCAAAGGUACUACUCAAGUUAGUCAGAACAAUUCAAUAAAGAAAACUUUCAUUCUGUGCUAUUUUAACACACUUCAUUUCCAUUGGAAGAAAUGGGAAAUAAAAUAUUAUUAACAGUAACUGGCACUGAAUAUGUAUUAUUAAGCCAUACUCUAGGUGUACUUGGGGGAAGUGGAUUUUACAGCCUGACCAUGUAGAUUACAUUUGCUAAAAUCCCAAAAAGGGAUUAUGUGUUGAAUUCAUUUUAAACACAAUCAACUUUUAAUGGAUAUGGAAAUAACAUUUAUUCAACUGGAUUAUUAGUUGCUGAUGUGGGCAUUAAAACAUGUUUUCUAAAUAAAAAGCAUAAAUAACUUAAGGUAA